Phaeoacremonium minimum UCRPA7 is the source of this 894-nucleotide messenger RNA. Its product is annotated as putative transcription elongation factor s-ii protein. Gene Ontology annotation, biological process: DNA-templated transcription; transcription elongation by RNA polymerase I; regulation of mRNA 3'-end processing. The coding region runs from base 1 to 894 and encodes 297 amino acids. Lineage: Eukaryota; Fungi; Ascomycota; Sordariomycetes; Togniniales; Togniniaceae. Gene Ontology annotation, molecular function: RNA polymerase II transcription regulatory region sequence-specific DNA binding; zinc ion binding. The record is from RefSeq and is a predicted model, not a curated record. The transcript has 3 exons. Gene Ontology annotation, cellular component: nucleus.
AUGGCCUCAGACGACAAGAUCCUGGUCGAGAAGGCAGACAGCCUGACCAAGGCCGUCCGCAAGAAUGAGCCAGCCUCAAACAUCAUCCCGAUCCUCGAGUACUUCAAGAAGAUCCCUCCCCCGAACGAGGAUGCUCUCCGAACCACCAAGAUCGGUGUCGUCAUAGGGAAGCUGCGCCAUCACGGAGACAAGGAGAUCAAGCAGACCGCGACCGAGAUUGUGAUGAAGUGGAAGAAGAGUGUCGAUGCUGCCAAGAAGGCAAAUCGCGCGCCCAUGGCAUCUCCCUCUGGCACCCCUGCUGCGCCCUCACCCGCCCCUGCUGCGAAUGCUACGAGCCAGGUCUACAAGGGCGAUCCCGAGAAGCGCACCUUUACCAUUGAUGGAGUCGACAACAAGCGCACCGGCGAUGCGGUUCGCGACGGCUGCAUUGGGCUUCUGUACAACGGCCUUGCCUAUCGCUCCACUGACCCCAUCGAGGACGUGCUCAUGAAAGCGAUCGAGAUCGAGAAGGCUGGCUACGACCACUUCAACGGCCCCACGGAUGCGUACCGGAAGAAGAUAAGAUCUUUGUUCCAGAACCUCAAGAACAAGACCAACCGCGAGCUGGGCAUCAAGCUCAUGGCCAACGAUAUCACAGCUGUGCGCUUCAUCAAGAUGACCCACGAGGAGCUGAAGUCCGCCGAGAUGAAGAAGCAGGAGGAGAAGCUAGAGGCCGAGAACAUGAAGAAGGCCCAGGUCCCCAUGGCCGAGAAGAGUAUCAGCACAGCCCUAACCUGCGGCAAGUGCGGUCAGAAGAAGGUCAGCUACACGCAGGCUCAGACCCGCAGUGCUGAUGAACCGAUGACUACAUUCUGCGAGUGUCUGAUUUGUGGCAACCGCUGGAAGUUCUCUUGA